This is a messenger RNA of Symbiodinium necroappetens, 8388 nucleotides long. Lineage: Eukaryota; Dinophyceae; Suessiales; Symbiodiniaceae. The record is from the annotation of a GenBank genome assembly.
AUGGCUGCUGAAUAUCAGGCGGUCGUGGAUGACUUCCGCAGCAACGGGGGCAGCAAGGUCAAGCUGAUUUCCAGCGAGGUGGACUUCGGUGUUUACGGCCGUUUCUUACUGGCCUCAGCAGCCAGAACGAGGUACGUGUACAUAGUCGACGACGACGUCUCUUUCCCCGUCUCUGCCACAGGCCAGUACUUGCGCCACAUCCGCAAACAGCCAGGAGUUUGGGGGCAUGCUGGACACAUCCGCCGGGGUGACCCGGAGAUAGCGAGAUGGGUGGACCGACCAAAGAAGCCGGUAGCUGUUGACUACGCCAAUGCUGCGUGGUUCUUGGAAACACGGUGGAUCGCCUCCGCGUUCUUGCGUGAGCCCCCGCUCUCUCGACUGACGGGCGAAGACAUGCACUUGAGCUACAUGCUCCGGAAAGUUCUAGGACUGCAGACCUGGGUCGUCGGCUGGAAGCGCGACAAGCAUCCACUCAGCCGCUACCGGCUGAGCAUGACUGACAGGACGACCUUAACUCCACCGAUUUUCUCUUUCAGAUCUUUUCUCGCACGAGCUCAGAUGGCACGAGGACCAGCACUGAGGUAUCCUCCGAGCUUGGAUGCUUUGGCUUUCGUCGAGACCAUCGAUCAGGUACAGAGCGUGCUGAAAAUGGUGCGCCAGUGUCCGAAGGCCUCCGGACGACCCGACAGCCUCGCGCUGCUUCACACAGGAUUGCCUACCACAGACGUGGAGGCACUGGCUGCAGAUAUUUGUGCGGAGCUGGCAACAUCUUGCCACUUUGUCCCGUUUGAAGUUUGUGGUGAGGUUUGCGAGGAAAUGGGCUUCGCGCGAGUAACGACCCUGAACAUGCGGGUGGGGCAGCCCGCCCUCAGUUUCAACGACACUGCAAGCCUCGGAUUUCUUGCAGCAGAUGCGCUGGAGGCUGCCUUUGGUCUCCUACAAGAACUUCGUGUGGCACAGCUGUGGUUGCCAUGUAAAGACACGUGGACCUCUCGAGCCGUGCACCUGGCCGCCGAGUUGUACACGGAGGGGGAAUCAGGUGAACUUGUCACCAUCCUCGUCCCAUGUCAAGAUGUUCGUGAAGAGUUGGAUGGACUGGCCGCAUCUUCCCCGCAGCGGGCGACAUCGCUGCUCGUUGCGCUACGACACUGGCCUGAGGCCCUUGAAGCACUGCAGGCUUUGGCCAAGCUUCAGCUGCAAGUCAAUGAGAUCCACUACAAUGUGGUGCUCAAGGCUUGUGGCUGGAGGCAGAGCUGCUUUGUUCUGGAGGCAAUGCAGGCAUGCGGCAUCAAGCCCGACGAGAGAUCCUUCUCGGCUGCCAUCAAUCCUUGCCGAGGAGGUGGUCUUUGGGAGUUGGCAUUCGAGCAUGUGCGAGCAUCCUGGCAGACAUGGCUCAAGCCAAAGCACAGUAUGCGACUCGAUCGCAGCCCAGAUCUUGUAGACACUCCUGUCAGCAUCCUGGAGAAUGCCAUCCCUGCUCGCAAGCGUAAUCUGAACUGCACCACCUUGUCGGAAUCGUAUUACAUGCAAGGCGAGCUGGGUUUGCUGCAGGCAAGAGGAAGGCACAGAUCAGUAUCCGCUCGCGAGCUUUCACGCCUGGCAACAGGGCUCUUCAUUCAAGGGAACGACAGACUGGCUCAUGUUGGGGUCCAGUGGAGCACAAUCAGCGAUGUUCUUCUCAACGUGGAGUCCACUUCCACGGUCUCCACGAUAUGUGAAGGUGGCGGUGGAUUCAUUGACUUCACUUCAGCUCUGGACAGCUGUGGUGAGCGAGUUAAGAUGCAAUUCUGCACGGAGGAAGGUCUAGGUGGCCGCGGUGGUGAGCGCCUUCCGAAUGAUGUGGUUGCAUUCGGUGCCGCGGUUGGCGCAGUCGCAAGCACUGGAACCUGGCCACUUGCUUUGCACACCGCGACGAGCAUGGCCACUGCGCAGGUGAGCCUGAACUCCAGGGUCCUGACACCACUGCUGAGCGCAUGUGAUGCCGGCCUGGUUUGGUCCAAGGCCAUUCAGUACUUGCGUGCGGCACCAAUCGCGGCUUGGUUUCCGAUUAUCGCUUCUGUUAAUCAUUCGUUCUACAACUAUUCCAGUGAUGAUGCUUUGGGUGGGCAUGCCGUGCCAACAGAGCUCGUGGGCCACAUUCUCCAGUUUGUGAUACGUGCCGAUGUGAGGCCAGACCGUGUCGCGCAUCGUAUCGCCGUCAGCGCAUGUACAACUGUCAGCGCCUGGACACGGGCUCUGCACCUGGGAGCCGGCGGACAAGCGGCGGAGCGGGCCCGACAAUGGCAGGUGGCACUUGCACUUCUGCGUGCGACACCUUGCGUGGAUGAGGACCUGAGCCAAAGAGCCUGGGCACUAGCCAAAUCACCGGAGUCUGCGAGGCCAGAGACAGCAGCGCAGGCUUCGAGCAUCCGGCAAGAGGCAUUUGAGAUAACAGAGUCGGCCCUGCAGGCCAUGAACACGUUCCAGGCCUCUGAGCUAGCGAGCUUGGUGUGGUCUUUGGCCUCCAUCACUUGCGCGGAGCCGCGCCUGCUGGCCAAAUCUUUCGAGUAUUUGCUUCACAACCACCGCGUGCGGGGUCUGCCGUUCCGAGAGCUCGCGAGCCUUGCGAUGUCAUCUGCCGGCAGCUGCUUCGAGAAUUGUGCCAGCAGCCUGCAAGCCGUCCGCUUAUUCCAAGCUGUGCAAGAUGAGUUGAUCUCACAAGCCGCAAGCUCCCAGCUGCCAGCAGCGCCUGCCGUGCUUCAGGAUCUUGCAGCCCGUGUGCUCGAUACGGUGUGGGCAUGCCAAUUUUCGGACCAGCUGGGGAAACGGACAGUACGUGCAGCGAGGACGCUGCUGCAAGACAUCGGGAGCCGAUUCUCUCCGAGUGUCUCACUCGUUUCCACGCAGCAGGCAAGACAAGGAGAUCCGAUUGGUCCUGGAUUUCCUCAUGCGGUUCUCGAGUUGGGCGACCGGUGCGUCAUCUACAAGCCACCAUCACUUUGGCAGGUCGACGAUGGGAAGGACGAGCCCCAGGACGCGUCCCUGAGGCUGUCGCACUUCACCCAGGCCCUUUACCCACCUCGCUGCUGGCCGAUUCUGAAGGAUCGAAGUCACAGCCGUGGCUUCUUGCAUCGUUUGGACAUCCCUACAUCGGGCUUGAUUCUCACAGCCAAGACACACCGUGCCUUCUAUGAUUUGAGGCUGCAGUUGUCACUCGGUCAGAUGAUGAGAGAGUAUUGUGUUCUGAGCCAUGGCUUCGCGCCGUUUGCGCGAAGCGCCAUUCGCUGCCGCGUCCACUGGUUCGGAAAUGGAAGACAGGCCGCCAGCAUCGUCGCAGCUGCUGGACGCCCAGCUAGCUCAAAACUCAAGGUCCUGGGCGUGGGGCAUUUCACCGAGCUGGUGUUGAGCCUGCUCGCCAUUCACAUUCUCACCGGCCGGCAGCACCAGAUCCGACUGCAGAUGUCUCAUGUCGGCCACCCCACCGUCUCCGACAAGAGAUACUUCUCCCUCCCGAACUGCUUGCAGGACCUGGCCUGGUGCCCGCGAAACUUCCUUCAUCGCUAUCGCUUGACUUUCUUGGACCGUGACGCUCGGCCUGCAGAGGUCAGGGAGCCUUUGCCCUGCGACCUCCGCGGAGCUUUGGGGCAGGUUCGCCCACUACGCUCAGAGGCAGCCUUCAGGAGCUGGAUGGCAGCGGAGCCGCCGAAAGGUUGGAGUGAACUAGCCUCGGUGCAAAAGGCUUUGUGCCAAGUGCUUCUGCUUCAUGGAGGGGAGCUGCCUGUAUCCAUCGCCGGUGAUGAGCUUCGAAGGCGCCAUUCGCAGAUCUGGAAGGACUGGAAGAGCAAGGUGCCGGAUGCUAGCCUUCUUCGGCUUUGUUCUGCUGCACAGCCGUACGGCUUGUCCCUGGAGAAUUUGGAAUCUUUGGACGAGCAGGCAGCCAGCUCUGGCGAGCCAGUGAUACGAUUGCAACGAUCAGAAGCAGAAACUGGCUCCUUCGUCCCACUGGGAGGAUAUGAUGCAGCGGACAGCCAACAAGAAUUCCCGGAAGAGUCCAACUUCUUGCGUUCUGCCUUGGUCUCUCGCUUCGAGCGACACCCCAGUGGUUCUCAAGGUGGUGCCGUGCCUGUAGCGUGGUUGACCAUCGCCCUGGAAAAGGAGCUGCUCCGGCAUAUUCGCUUCUUCCCGCAGUACGAACAGGCUGCCGUUGCCAUCGUGCCUGAGCUCGGGGCGAUCUUGGUAGAGACAUCUGCAGCCACAGCCACUUCACAGACGGCCAAGGCUGUAAGAAAGCAGUGCAUGGCAAAUCGCCUAGUCGCUUUCCUACUUCAAGGCGCGGACUUCAUCUAUGAGCCCGCAGAGACUGAGGAGCCAGCUGCCCGGCUCAUGCAGGGCCUGGUACGACGGACGUCGGAAGCGUUUGCGAAAGAGUCUUUCGCACCACGAGCAGAAGAUUGCCAGGCUUCUCCCCUGACGUCACGACCGCCACCUGCAACGUCGGUUGGUGAAGGGCGGCGCACAUGGAGGCGUGCUAUGGCAGAGAUGCCAAGGUCAACAAACGAGCUGACUGAGACCUUAAAGCUCUUCCGCGCCGCAGAGAUUUGGGUCCUCUUCCUCCGAGCGCAGGGCUCCCGAAGCAAGGAAGCGGCGCUCAUGGCUUUGGGAUUCGAGGUUGCGGCGCUGCAUGCUGGAAUUCAGCCAUCAUGCUGGAGGGAAGUAGCACCCGGGUUGGUGGUGCUUGCAACAAGAGAAGGAUCUUUGGAGCAGUCCUUCUUGAGUGCUGCCGGCAGCCUAACCGCGCUUCGAAGGCCGCCGGUGAGGCUGUCCAAGCAUGCAGCGUUCGAAACCUCCCCGGAGCUUGCCGCAGCUGUUGCCGAGUUUUUGGCCUUGCAAGGAUGUAGUACUUGGUGGUUGGAGGUCCUGCUCCGUGAGCCUCCAGUCGAUGCCUCGCUGCUGCCCUUGAAACCCUGCCACGGAGCAGACAUGGCAUUGGACGUAGUUGCUCUCGCUGGGCCUGACCUAGCCAGGAAGCUUCAACGACAAUCUUCGGGGCCAGGGCAUGUCCACUUGGUGGCUUUCCAGGCAGGUAGCACUUCGUAUUUGGUCGGCCAGGAGGUUGCAAUCGCGAACGGCCCCUGCCUGCCAGCAUCGUGGCAUCAGAUGUGGUCUAGUCGGAACUUCAAGUUUUCCGCGGGGCUUGAUUCUUGGGUGGCCAGCACAGUCAUCUCCAUCGCUUUGCUGGAGUGCGAGAAGGGCAAGGGAUCCAGGGCGUCACGGUCCCUGUUGGAUGCCUGCUGUGGAAGUGGUACCCUUGCAGCUGUUGCCGCAGCCUCGGGCAGGUUUGCCACUGUCAUGGCCAGCGACAUAAACUCUGCCUUUGCCGAGCGUGCACAGGAGAACUUCAGGCUGUGCAGCUUUGGAACAGAGAUCCAAGUGUUGAUUCAUGAUGCGACGACCAGCUUUGCAGACUUAGUUGAACAACCCGAUGUCGUGGUUGCUAACCCACCAUGGGGUUGGCGCAUCGGCUCUGGUUCUGACACUUCGCUGCAGAUCAUCCGCAACUUGAUGCGUGAGUUUCCCGAGGCAGUCAUUGCUUUGAUUUGCCCGGAGCUCGUGUCGGAUCAGGCAGAAAGUGAGAAGUGCUGCAGUGCAGGCAAAUCUGCGGGGUGGGAGUGUGAGAUGGUGAAUGGCUUGGUCGUCAAUCGGAUUGGCGUUGGACUUGUGCUAUACAUUGGUUUCAGGGACGGAGACACUGGCGAUGAGCUGAAGACCCUGGCCGCGAAGGUCGCGAAGGUGCAGCUGUGGCCGGAUGUGUCGCUUGUAGGCAGCGAUGGUGACAGCAAUGCAGAUCCGCCAAGGCCAAGUAACAUCGUGGACUGUGGCUACGAGGUGCUUGUCGUCCUCCAGCAGUCGCUUCAUGCCACGUUUCCUGGGCCGCAGCCGUCCCAGCGCGAGGCCAUGGAUGAAACCGAGGCGCAGCUUCUGUUCCAGGAGUUUCUGAAGCAGCUGCGCGUGCGGUACCAGGAGGAGAUGGUGGUGGCAGCGCCCUUCGGUGAAGGAGUGCGCGUGGAAACUUCGAGUGAUGGCACGGGUCUUUUCGAUCUCUCCGUGCUGAAUGAGCCCCGUGGACCAGCUCGCGCUGGAAAAGCUGCCGGCCGGCCUCCCGCUCCGGGGAAGACAGCGCAGGCGGGCGGGAUCAGCGUGGAGACGGUCAGCAAAGCGCUGCGCAAGCUCGGCCAGGUGCACAGGAGCAAGCUUGAAAAAACGAGCUCGCAGAUUUACAUGGCCAUGGGCACGAAAAAGUUUCGGGACACGCUCGCCGAAGCCACACAGGACGUCGCCACCGACUUCGCAGAAGCUUUGGAUUCAGCUUCGCACUACUUCUCAGAGCGGCAGCAGGAGCAAAUCACAGCCUGGACGGGUUUGGCCAUGUCAUCGGCAGCCGAAGAGCCGUUUCGGCUUCAACGUAGAGUUGCGGGCAUCGGAGCGAUGCCGUGCAGAAUGCAGUGGGUGCGAGCUUUGGCGUUGGUCCUUGUCGUCACUGCUAAUGGCGCGGCCACACCCGUCCAGAAGGUCCUCACGGCCCUGGAGAGUAUGAAAACCACCAAGUCCAAGGAAAUGCAGGACGAGAAACUACAGUUCGCAAAGUUCGAGCAGUUCUGCACCAGCGAGCUGGGCUACAAAAGAGCCGAUCUCAAGGAGCUUUCCAGCAAGAUCGAGUUGACCAGAGCGGACAUUGACAGCUUAGACGCAGAGGCCUCGCGACUCUCGGAGGAGAUUGCCGGCCACGAGGCCCAUACUGCCAAGCUGGAGAAGAGCAAGGCCAAUGCCACGGAAGUCCGUGAGGCUGAAGCAGCCGACUACGACGCCUUGAAGACCGACCUGGGAGAGUCCGUGACAGCAAUUGAUGCUGCCCUGAAGACCUUGCAGGAGCAGGACUAUGACCGGGAGCAGGUCUUGGUUCAGGUGCACCGCGCUGCAGAGCUCGCACACCUCUCCGAAGAGGACUUGGACAGCUUGUCCAAGGUGUUCUCCAUGGAGAAGCCAACCGCCCCCAAGGCAGAUGCAUAUGAGUUCCAGUCCGGGAACGUCAUUGAGAUGCUGAAGAUGCUUCAAGCCAAGUUCGUCAACCAGACGGCCGAGGCUGACAUGGCCGAGACCAAGAAGAAGAACAGCUACAACCUUCUGCUGACGAGCCUGAACAAUGGGAUUGAUGUCUCCAAGAAGGCCACAGAAAAGAAGGGCACCUUCAAGAGCUCGACCCUGAGCCAAAAGGCGGAGAAGGAGGCAACCAAGGCAAAGUUGGACGAGGACUACACAGCGGACCAGAAGCUCGCCAGCGAUUUGGACACCGAGUGCAAGGUCAAGGCCAGCGACUUCGCAGAGCGCCAGCGGCUGCGCUCCGACGAAAUGACGGCCAUAACGCAGGCUCUGAAGAUCAUUUUGUCGAGAACCUCGCCGUAUCUCCAUGCAGGCACUUCCUUGGCGGCGCUCCGCGCCGAAGGCCGGCGGCAAGACCCUGUCUUGGAUCGCACACUGCGCUUUUUACAGGCACAAGCCACGGCGCUGGACAGCACCACCCUGCGGGUUCUGGUGGAACGGCUGAGGCAGAAGGACGUGCCGGAUGGCGCAGCAGGUCCUGUCCAGAGGAUAGCUGCCAUGCUCAAGGAGCUGAUGUCCAAAAUCAAGAACUCUGAUGUGGACGAUGCUUCCCAGCAGGUUUGGUGCGACAAGGAGCUCAAGACCAACGGCGAGGCCCGUGAAACGAAGACGAGCGAGAUCGAGGAGCUCAAGGCCGAGAUCGACCGCCUCCAGGCCCUCUUGGCAGAGCUGGGCGAAGAGAACAGCAAGCUAGCUUCGGACAUCUCUGCGCUGGAUAAGAGCAUCAAGGAUACCACGGUUAUGAGAGAGGAGGAGAAGGCUGCCAAUCUGAAGAACCUCCACGAGACCACUGAGGGCAAGGAGGCCGUGGCAGAAGCGACGCAGAUCCUGCGAGACUUCUACAGUAAUUUGGGGCCCUCCUUCGUCCAGCUCAGGAGCAAUGAGAGCCACCAUCAGGACAGCCGAAAGCCCGAAUUCGCUGCCGGCGACUAUGGCGACUCGGGGCAGAGCAAAGUGCUCGAGCUGAUGCAGGAGAUGACAGCCGACCUUGCUCAGGAGGCUAACGAAAUCCAGGCCACAGAGAACACUGCCGAGAAGGAGUUCCAGACCUUCCUUGCGGAUUCUCAGGAGGAUCGGUCGAAGAAGCAGACGACGCAGCAAAAGAACGAAAUGACUAUCUCCUCCCAGAGCAAUGUGCUGAGCCAGCGCAAGGUGGACCUCCUCGCAACGGAACAGCAGCUAGCUGCCGCCAACGACUACUAUGAGGAGCUGCACGGAAAGUGUCUCGAUAAGUCCACGAACUUUGCUGCU